AUGGGAUACCCCAAGGAAUUAAAGGCGAUUACUCGCAAGUUGACAGACAAUAUUGUGAUUUCAAGCACAGCUUUCUCACGCAAAGAUGUACUCAAUAUCGGAGCACGGAUGGCAUUGUUCAACUACAACGGUGGUGUGGUGGUAUGGUCUGCUUUACCCUAUGGAGAAGUUGUGACAGAUGCACUCAAUACUUUGGGUAACACUAAAGUCGAGUAUUUGAUUGUUCCAGAUAAGGAGCACACUAUGGCUGUUAAGUCAUUUCAGAAUGUAUACCCCAAUCUUAAGGUCAUUGGAAUGGAGAACAUCAAUGUACACGCGGAUUAUGUUGUGACUUCCAAAGAUAGCGAUAAGUUGAUUGGGAAAGCGGAAUUGGAAGGGUUGGGCAUCAAAGAUUCAAUUAUCUUGGAUAACUUUGAGUUUGUGUACUUGCCAUAUCACGUGAACCAAGAGCUUGUGAUGUUUGAUAAGAAUAGUCAAAUACUUUUCGAAGCAGAUCUUCUCUUUAAUAUGCAAGAUAGCAUGGAACAGUAUUCUCCUGGAACUGGAUAUUCUGAAAACUUUUACCCUCAUAGUGGGUUAUCGUUCCUUACUAGAUACAUGCAACCAUACUCUAAGGUGGGGAAUAAGAUGACUGGUAUAGUUGCGAAACCAGACAAGAAUGCGGUUGGCUUGAGACAGAUCUAUGAUUGGAAUUUCCAUACCAUUGUUAUGUGUCACGGUAAUAUACUUAACAAGGGUGCCAAGGAGGCUUUCAAGAAUGCUUUCUCAUCUGUGAUUCAAUAG
Lizanozyma spartinae is the source of this 783-nucleotide messenger RNA. RefSeq lists its product as uncharacterized. The record is from RefSeq and is a predicted model, not a curated record. The transcript has a single exon. Bases 1 to 783 code for a protein of 260 amino acids. Lineage: Eukaryota; Fungi; Ascomycota; Pichiomycetes; Serinales; Debaryomycetaceae.